UGGGCGUGACGAGGCUGACUAGUGUCUGGCAGGGAGUAAACGUCACUUGUCAUCGUGUUAAAUCCUUGAAACCUUUUUAAUGUUGUUCAGGCCUGCGGAGAACAAGAAGUUAGAAAUACUUUCAGGAUUGCUGUACAAGUACAAUCGACUGCAUGGUUUAAAAAGUUGAAGUGAAGAAUAUAAUGGCCGAUUUUUCUGCUUCCAUGGAUCUCUCUAAAGCUUUGCAGACCAUAGGAGAACAAGACCCAAGUGCAGCUGCUACAAAGGCUAAAGAACAACUUGAUGCUCUUGACAAUUUGGUUUUAAACAUUGCCGUGACUGGAGAAACAGGAACGGGCAAGUCUGCUUUCAUUAAUGCUUUUCGAGGUCUGGGUGAUGAUGAUGAUAUGUCUGCACCUACUGGAAUCACUGAAACUACAAAUGAUGUUACCAUGUACACCCAUCCCACGAAGCCAAAUGUGAAACUCUAUGACUUGCCGGGGAUUGGUGUGCCAAACCUCAAGGCAGACCAAUAUCUCAAUGAAGUCAAAUUUGAGAUUUAUGACUUAUUUAUUAUCAUUUCGUCCACACGGUUUAAGGAAAAUGAUGUCUUUUUGGCCAAGGAGAUUAAAAAAAAGCAGAAGCACUUUUAUUUUGUCCGAAGCAAGAUUGACAAUGACAUUCACUCUGCGUCACACAGAAGGAACUUCAAUGAGGAUCAUGUGCUUUGCACAAUCAGAGAAAACUGCUGCAAAAACUUAAAGGAUGUUGGAAACCCACAGGUGUUCUUAAUAUCUUCUUAUGACCUGGAAAAAUAUGACUUCCAAAAGCUGGUAGAUACCAUAGAGUCAGAGCUUUCAGAACAUAAGAGAUUUGCUCUUGUUCAGUGUGUGCCGGUGUGUUCACUCGCUAUGCUAGAGAAGAAGAAAAAAAUGAUGGAGAAGUAUGUUAUGGUUGCAGCAUUGGCCUCGGGCCUGGGAGGCCUUAUCCAUCCUUCACUGUAUAUGACUUUUGGCAAUAAAGGACUUGCAGCUUUCCUCAGCAGUUGCCAUUACGCAUUUGGGUUGGAUGAGGAAUCACUCAUGAAGCUUUCAGAGAAAGUAAACAAACCUGUCUCUCUGUUAAAAUCAAAAAUAAAGUCUCCCUUUGUUUUAGCACUGAAAGACAGAUUGAGUGUUACGCCUCAUCUUUCAAUGACAAAUCCAGUUACUAGCUUAGAUGACUUGCUUGAUCCUAGAUUUAUUUUAAAAAGGAGUCAAAAUGCUUAUAUGGCAUUUAACAAAACAUAUGCUGUCCUAAAUGAUGCUCUAAAUGAAAUGAUAGAAGAUAUGACGGAAGUUCUCAGAGUGGCAGGUUUGGAAUAGUUAAAGCAAACUGGUACGACAAACAGAUGGACUACAGGUCAGAAAGUACUAAUAAAAAAAUAUUCCACUCCAGGUCACAACAAACACUGAAUAAAAUGUAAAAAAUGGUUUUAAACAGAAAGUUAUAGUGUUAUACACUAUUCAUAUACUAAUAUAAUGUUAGUAUUGUGCUGCAUAUCUUACCUGUUUGUUACAUGUAAUGUAAUAAAUAAUGUAUAUUAAUAAAAUGUGAUAAUAUCUGCAUCUCUGUACUGUUUAAAGGUAUUUGGGAAUUAAUUUAUGUUGCUGGUUUGUGCAAGAAUUUUCUAAUUUUAUAGUUCAAUUAUUUAAUGUUAAAGUUGUAAAAUUGUCCCUGUAAUUUUUGAAAGAAGUGGCUUUUAGCUGCUUUUGCAUCUGAACCCUUCAAAUUGUCAUUGUGAUUGCUAUGAUACAUUUGCCAUGCAACUGAAUGUUUACAAUAAACUGACGUUAGACUGUUAACCUCGUUUUGUUUAAACCACCAAUGGCUUUCUUUGGUUUUCAGUACCAAAACACAGAAGUGUUGUUUUGGGUUUCCGGGAGUGGAUUGUGACAGCCUUUCCA
Messenger RNA from Misgurnus anguillicaudatus (oriental weatherfish), 1925 nucleotides. Lineage: Eukaryota; Metazoa; Chordata; Actinopteri; Cypriniformes; Cobitidae. The record is from RefSeq and is a predicted model, not a curated record.